AUGUCAGCCACUCGGUGCAGCCAGCCCAUGGACGAGGCCCACGACCCUUGCGCCUACUGGGUCGAGACAGGGCUAACGGACUGUCGGUUGAAAAUCAUUCGCGUGAUGGCCGCUGAAACCGACAUGGAUGACGCCGCACUCUACGCAAAGGAUCUUCUCUUCAUGUGGAUGCAAUACGCGCGAGAAGAGUCCGGGCAAACCAUCCGCAAAUACGGCGUCAUCCUAUGGGGCGAUUCGGUGCGUCUGUACACGGAACUCCCUAAGUCUCACUACAACUAUCAAGACGGCAUCCUGUGCUACCAGCACGACAAUCGGGAGGUGUUCUGCUCGCGGCGCGACGAGGCAAUCUUCGCCGAAUUUCUUGAGAUUGUGCGGAUCUUGCAGGAGCGGGAUAACUCAAUGAGGGCUGCCGGUCCAAGUAAUAACUGCAUAGUUGAGACUACUGAGGUCGUACCUCGACAGUUCUUCCCGGUUCCUGACAUGAGUGAGAAUCGAACUAUGCCAUCUCCACCUCCAUUUCCGUUACCCGGUGUUGCCGAAGACGACGAGGCCAAUGAUCCGGACUAUGUGGGCAAUGAUGAUGAUGAUGAUGAUGAUGAUGAUGAUGAUGAUGAGACGAGCGUGUCGUCUUCGGAGGAGGACCAGUGCAUCGUACUGGAUCCGACCACCGAGGUGACUAUGAAGGAUUGCCAGACCGGUGAGGAGCUGGUGGAGUGGGUUGUGUACGUCUCUGGUGAUCAGGUCGUAUGGCAUAUGAGGCCCGUUCAGUUUAGUUUGCCCAUUCGGUAA
This is a messenger RNA of Aspergillus homomorphus CBS 101889, 789 nucleotides long. RefSeq lists its product as uncharacterized. The record is from RefSeq and is a predicted model, not a curated record. Bases 1 to 789 code for a protein of 262 amino acids. Lineage: Eukaryota; Fungi; Ascomycota; Eurotiomycetes; Eurotiales; Aspergillaceae. The transcript has a single exon.